UUCCGGUUUAGCAGCAGUUCAGUUUGGUCAUGCAAAACGAGGCCACUAGCGAGAAUGUGGAGCCGCAGGCAUCCACGGGAGCAGCAGUUCCCGUGGCAACGACCGACUCCAUGCGGAGUCCACCAGCCGCAGCUCCACGGCAGCGACCCAAGCCUGGUAUCCUUCGCCUGGACAUUGGCAAGCCGCGACGCUCAUCAGGUGGUUCUGUCGAUUUCCGCUGCGUGGGCAGCAGCGGCAGCGGCAGUGGCAGCAACAUCGCCACUGGCGCCAACAGUGAGGUAAGUGGGCAUGAUUUACGGCUCGCCAGGGAGUGCUUACGAUUUGGCCAGGCCAACGACAUGUGCAGCAGCAGUAGCAGUAACCAUGGCAAAAUGGAGGAAAGGGAAGGUGGCACCCGCAACCUGCAACAGAAAUGGCAGCAAAUGCCAAUAGCCAUAAACGCCAAUCGCACUUAAACGGUGGUUGGCUCUGGUCAAGCAAUGCAAGAGCGUCGACCC
Messenger RNA from Drosophila subobscura, 497 nucleotides. RefSeq lists its product as uncharacterized. The transcript has a single exon. The record is from RefSeq and is a predicted model, not a curated record. Lineage: Eukaryota; Metazoa; Arthropoda; Insecta; Diptera; Drosophilidae. Bases 30 to 455 code for a protein of 141 amino acids.